GCUGAUGGUGGUGAAGCUGAUAAGGUUGCUACAGAAUCCUUGGCAGAGCAGUUCAGGGAGCUUGCAAAUUGCGACAAUGAUGAGGUCUUGUGUUGGAUACAGCAAGCAGCAGAAGACAUUCCAAUCGGCGACCGCUUGAUUGCACAGGUGGUUGCAGCUUUGAAUGCUACCGGAGUCGGGGGCAAUAACUUGGUCGAUACGAGCCUCGAGAAGCUCACGAACGUUUACCAAAUCAAGCCAGGGCCAGCUGAGAACAUACUGCAAUACAUCACAAAGCUCAAGGCCGCCGCCGCCGUUGAAGAUGCCAAGAAGAAGCUUGAAGAUGCAAGCGCUCAUGAGGCCCGGGGGGCUUGGGAGUGUAGCCGGAUGUCCAUAGCACGGGUUGCUCCGGCACAGGAUCGGAUCACGAUUGUCGGCCGCGGCCUCGGAGCUGUGGGAAAGUUGGCCAGAUGUGGCGGGGACGGCGCUGGCAGGUGCUAUGCUGUUGGCGCUGGUCGAGAUGAAGACAAAGGAUGCGAUGAGAUCAGCUCUGGAGGUUCCAGUUGUCCAAUCGGUUGCUGGGCCGCACACUUUAUGUCCUUGCCAAUCGCGGUGUUGAAGGCAGCGCUGGACGCAACCAAGAACGAUGUGAACAGCUACGAGCCAAAGCAAGUAGCUGCAUGGAUUACAGCAAACCUGGCUUCUGCCAAGUACGACGAUUCUGAUAUCCAACAGGCACUUCGGAAGCUGGCCGGGAUGAAUGGUAACCAGGUGCUCACAGUCACGCAAGAUCAGCUCAAGAAAAACUACAAGCUAGAGGUUGCGAAGGCUGAGUUCCUGGUCGACGCAGUUCAAGGCUUAAACGACCCUUCGGCGUUGACCUUUGCAGACCUUGCCAAAAACGCCAGCUAUGCCGCUUACAUAUAUCACGGCGUUUGGGUAUACGACCUGCUGACACGGCUUGCUUGCGGGUACGUCCCUGAUGCGCAGCACCUCGGCAACGUCUCUUUUGAAACGGAUCAAGGAAAACGAUGCAUUCCUGUUUUUUACGGAGAAAGCGGUAGUGGCAAAACUGUUCAAGCGCUGUUCGCAACAGCCCGCAUUAUGUCCCAGACCGGAAAUGCCACUGUCCGCGUGUUUGGCUGCAGUGUACCAGAUAGCCACGAAGGUCUCCUCGAACAAAUCAAGGAAGCCAAUGCUGAGAACAACACAAGCCGGCGUGGUGAGUUGUGCAAACAAUUUGUUUUGGAUAAAUUCAAGGAACGGGUCAGGCAUGCGUUUCCUCAUCACAAAGAGUUAACUGAAGAAUGGCUGGAAAAUGCGUCGCGAGACACCGACGCUCUCGGCUCUGUAGUACUUGUGAUCGAUGAAAUCACGAAAUGUCCAGAGCUGGCACCGGGUAUUGUCGCGCAGCAAGAGGAUAUCUACUCGGGCCUCGGCGAAUAUUGCGAACGAGCGCAACUGAUUCUGGCAGGCACGUCCGCAGCACGUAUUCUUGAAUCGGGGCAAUCUGCUGCAUUCUCUUCCGACCCAGAGAAGGUUCAUCUAGUUGAAGUUGGGCCAGUUCAAGAAGGGACAGGGAACGACUCCUAUCUGCAGCAAUUGCUGAACCAAGUCAUGCCUGGCGGGAAGGUCUCCCUGGCGGAUCUACAGCGUGUCAAGUUCCUGGCGCCGUACCUGUCAAACGCCCGGACUGCCAUGCUUCUAGUUGACGAAGUAAAGAGGCAUGUAGAGCCGUCAGCGGCGAUCAAUCGUGAGGACGCAUACCGCAUUUGGAAGCGGUUCCCCUGGAUUCCUGGCUGCUUCGUGCCGUUAAGGUACAGAUCAUUGAAUGGCUUGUCGCGCCUGACAACCCCCGAGCAGAGAGAGCUUGUGGCAAGGAACGCGCUUGCGAUGCUCAUGCAUCUAGCCGUUGCAGGCUUAGGCUGCAGGCCAACUGCGGCUGAUGCAAUGGAUUGCAUUGACUUGGGCCUUUGCAUGCCUUCAAGCUACAGCAAGUUCCUGGAAAUUUAUGAGCGGGAUCCCCACAGCAAAAACUACUCCUUGCAAGUUACCUUUGCAUCUUCGCCCGCUUUGAAACAAAUGCUGCUUGCAGCGUUUGACGUGCCAAAGAUCAUUCCUCAAGACGGAGACUCGUUUGAAGACCUCAUUGCAGAAGCUGAGAGGCGCAGCGCUGAGGUUGUGACAGGCAGGAGAGCCAUCCUUAUACAUUUGGACAGACCUUUGCCUCCACCGCAAAAUCAGAAAAAGAUGGAGGGCAUUCCCCAAGACCAGUUUCUGGAGAUCCUGUCAGCUCUGGCCGGGAACGAGACUGUGGUGCUGAAGAAUGGGCCAAGUGCUCAGGGAGCCGACAUACUUGUUCUUCGCCGCGGCAAGAGGCCUCUUGUUCGCCUGAUCCAAGCAAAAAACACGAAAGCAGCGAAUGAGAUUCUUCCAGUAGUUGCCACUUUGGGCGCGACGUGUAGGAAUGAGACUAAGAAAUUGGAUGCCAAGGAUCGCUCCCAGCUUGUGCUUGAAUACUUCUGCCGCUUGGUACAUGAGGGAGUGACCCCUCAAGACCAAGACCUGCAACGUAGGUAUGGGCUGCUGUGUCAGUCGAGACAGAAGGUCUUUCGCAUGAACGUCAAGGUCCAGAUGAUUCUUUGGGAAAGUGCACGGCCUCGAAAUCUCUCAAGAAACUUCCAAGUGAUUCGGCCACGGUUCUUGUUGAAGCAAAUCAAUGUCCAGCUACGAAGCUUGCAGCACCUGGCUCCUUUUCCGACAGAUGUGAAGGCCCAGCGUGCAAACGCUAGCUACAUGACAUGUACAUUUAAACAAUAG
Molecule: messenger RNA, 2799 nt
Organism: Symbiodinium pilosum
Lineage: Eukaryota; Dinophyceae; Suessiales; Symbiodiniaceae
Source: the annotation of a GenBank genome assembly